AUGAAGUACGCCGCUGGUGACCUCUACCACGCCCUUCGGGGUAAGGUUGUGGAGACCACGAAGCAGGGUGAGGGAUGGAGGCAGGCGGAGCAGUUCGAGGCGGCGCAGCGCGCCAAGAUGGGCGAAGGGAACGAGCGGCGCGACAGGGACGCGAACGGCAAGAUCCUCAGCGGCGCGCAGCAGCGCAACCUGAAAAACUCGGAGGGCACGGUGGACUGGGCGUCCAAGUUCAGCGCCGACGAGCGGUACUCGCUGGUGGACUUCGGCGUCGCCAAGAGACAUAAGAGGGACGAAGGCGUCGACAUCGACAAGAUCGCCGCGGCCGCCAAGGCUUUCGCCGCGCAAAAGACGGCGGCAUCUGCCGACGCGGGAGGAUCGAGCUCGGGCGUCGGGGCGCACGAGGCGGGCGGGGGGGCGCCCGACUCCGGGUCGAAGCGCAAGCGCGACGGCGCGCCCGCCGCGGACGACGACGCCGCCGCCAAGAAAACGCCGCUGGCGCCCCACGCCGGAUUCGAACCCUCAACCUCCGGACCGCCCCCGCCCUUCGCCCUGCCCCCACCGGAGACGACACUCGCCAAGCGCAUCGAGACGGUGGCUGGGUUCGUGCGCAAGAAUGGGCAAAAGUUCGAGGAGGUGACGCGAGCGAAGCAGCGCGGCAACUCGGAGUUCGCCUUCCUGGACCCGGGCGGCGAGGGGAACGAGUACUACGCGUGGCUGCGACACGCCGCGCGAGCGGGCAUCGACCCGAAGAAACCCCCGGGCGUCGGCGAGAACGCCGCAUUCGACCCCGUCGCGCUCGCCGCGGCGGCGAAGAAGAUCGCCGAAGCGGCGGCGGCGGCGGCGGAGCAGCAAACGAAAGGGGGGGGCGACGCGCAGGAAGGGGCGCAGCAGGAAGGGGCGCAUCAUGAAGGGGCGCAGCAGGAAGGGGCGAAGGGGCGCGUGGGUCCGUGGCAGGCGGUGAAGGAUUCGAGCGGUCGGACGUACUACUGGAACCGGGACACGCAGGCGACGACGUGGACCCCGCCCGACGGAUUCUAA
Molecule: messenger RNA, 1038 nt
Organism: Micromonas commoda
Lineage: Eukaryota; Viridiplantae; Chlorophyta; Mamiellophyceae; Mamiellales; Mamiellaceae
Exons: 1
Coding region: 1-1038 (345 amino acids)
Biological process (GO): RNA processing; intracellular calcium ion homeostasis
Cellular component (GO): perinuclear region of cytoplasm
Molecular function (GO): protein binding; RNA binding
Source: RefSeq, a predicted model, not a curated record